Molecule: messenger RNA, 1338 nt
Organism: Apodemus sylvaticus (European woodmouse)
Lineage: Eukaryota; Metazoa; Chordata; Mammalia; Rodentia; Muridae
Gene: C3H1orf141
Product: chromosome 3 C1orf141 homolog
Exons: 8
Coding region: 1-1338 (445 amino acids)
Source: RefSeq, a predicted model, not a curated record
AUGACAGAAAAAAUCCUGGAAAAGUUCGAUGCCCUGGAGGAGAAAGAAAGGAUACUUGAAGCUAUCAGGAAAAGGAAUACCAACCAUCGAGAAAAAAAAAAGCCUUUGAUUACACCCCUGCUCUUUGACCUUCAUGCAGAAUUUGGAGACACAAUCACCCCAUCUGCAUCUAAGACAGUAGCAAAGAUCAUAGAAGAUAAACCACAAGAUCUUAAGAACUCAAAAAAGCCUGUGUCUUUCAAAUAUAAGCCUAAUCCCAGAAGUGAUUUUGAAGCGUCAGAUUUAAGACCACCUAUUCUUGGAACAAUAAACUAUGAAGAAAGUAAAUUAAUCGAACAUAAAGAAGAAAAUCGAAAAUCAGGACGUAUAUCUCUUUGUUAUCUUAAGGAUAAAGAUGAGACAGAAUAUGCAAAGCCCUUGCCUUUUCCACCACCUCGGUCUAAACACCGGUGUAAAAAAUCAGCGGAGUCUUCAAUCCUGUCUCCCAAACUUACCAAUGAAUCCAAUGCUAGUAAGAAGGAAAAAGUCUCUCCUUCAUUUACAGACCAAAAUGAAAGAAGAGCCAAGAAGUCUAGUAAAGCCAGGAGAAAAUACCCUCCAGAGGUGAAUAAGUUUAUUACAAAAGGAAGUGAGUUAACCAGAAAUGACCAAGCAAGAAAGUCUCAUCCAGCCAAACAGAACAUCGUGCUUCCCUUAGACUGUGAGGAUCUACUGAAAGAUCCAAAAAUAAAGACAAUUGACCUUGCUCCAAAAGGGACAAUACAUACUUCCAUGGAACAAUGCCACACAAGUCCAAUAAUUUUCUAUGACACUGAAUAUGUACAAAUGCUGUUCCUGACAAAAAGGUUUACCCCCUAUGCUAUGAAAUGUACAGAAAAGAAUAUUGUUUUAGAAAAAAAUUAUGAAGUAUUCAAAGCUUUAUUUGAUGAUGAACCAAGUGCUCUUUCUAAACCUCAAAGUACUACUGCUAUAGUCCAGCAGAAACAGUUGGGAAUCUUCUCUGCUAAAAAGGCCCAAGAGAAUAUAAACGAGAAACAAAAGAAGAAACAUGACAGUCUGGUUUCAAAGAAAACAUCUCCGAAUACGCUUUAUAAUUUAUCCCAAACUUUUUCCAGCUUAAGCAAAAAAUUUGUUGGUUACUUUGAUAAAGAUGUUACUCAAGAAAAGAGUGAUCAGGCAGACAUAUUUGAAAUGUUUUCCAAAACAAAACCACCACCCACACGCAAAUUUACUACCUUACCUAUCAAGUAUGACUCCAAGCCUCUGAAAAAUAUAAUUGAAAUACGUAAACUAAACAAUAUAACCCCAUUGGAUGACCUGCUAGACUUGAAUGCAUAA